Messenger RNA from Symphalangus syndactylus (siamang), 3833 nucleotides. RefSeq names its product ribonuclease P/MRP subunit p30 (gene RPP30). Lineage: Eukaryota; Metazoa; Chordata; Mammalia; Primates; Hylobatidae. Gene Ontology annotation, cellular component: nucleolar ribonuclease P complex. Gene Ontology annotation, biological process: tRNA processing. Gene Ontology annotation, molecular function: RNA binding. The record is from RefSeq and is a predicted model, not a curated record.
GGCGAGCUCAGCGGCUGCGCAGACUGGUGCGCGUGGGCGGUCAUGGGACUUCAGCAUGGCGGUGUUUGCAGAUUUGGACCUGCGAGCGGGUUCUGACCUGAAGGCUCUGCGCGGACUUGUGGAGACAGCCGCUCACCUUGGCUAUUCAGUUGUUGCUAUCAAUCAUAUCGUUGACUUUAAGGAAAAGAAACAGGAAAUUGAAAAACCAGUAGCUGUUUCUGAACUCUUCACAACUUUGCCAAUUGUACAAGGAAAAUCAAGACCAAUUAAAAUUUUAACUAGAUUAACAAUUAUUGUCUCGGAUCCAUCUCACUGCAAUGUUUUGAGAGCAACUUCUUCAAGGGCCCGGCUCUAUGAUGUUGUUGCAGUUUUUCCAAAGACAGAAAAGCUUUUUCAUAUUGCUUGUACACAUUUAGAUGUGGAUUUAGUCUGCAUAACUGUAACAGAGAAACUACCAUUUUACUUCAAAAGACCUCCUAUUAAUGUGGCAAUUGACCGAGGCCUGGCUUUUGAACUUGUCUAUAGCCCUGCUAUCAAAGACUCCACAAUGAGAAGGUAUACAAUUUCCAAUGCCCUCAAUUUGAUGCAAAUCUGCAAAGGAAAGAAUGUAAUUGUAUCUAGUGCUGCAGAAAGGCCUUUAGAAAUAAGAGGGCCAUAUGACGUGGCAAACCUAGGCUUGCUGUUUGGGCUCUCUGAAAGUGAUGCCAAGGCUGCGGUGUCCACCAACUGCCGAGCAGCGCUUCUCCAUGGAGAAACUAGAAAAACUGCUUUUGGAAUUAUUUCUACAGUGAAGAAACCUCGGCCAUCAGAAGGAGAUGAAGAUUGUCUUCCAGCUUCCAAGAAAGCCAAACAGGGUCUCACUGUCACCCAGGCUGGAGUGCAGUGGCACAAUCUCGGCUCACUGCAACCUUUGCCUCUUGGUCUCAAGCCAUCCUCCCACCUCAGCCUCCCAAGAACUAGAAUUCAAGAAAGACAACUUUGGAUCUCUCAUCAGAGAGCUCAUACUCGCAAGAACAGGCUUUGACCCUUCUUUAAAAGAUUGGUACCCAAGUAUACAUUUAUCUAUUUUAAGCUCAAAAUGCUUCACAGGAUGUAUGUUCAAUUUUUUGCGAUGUCCCACCUUAAUUUAUGAAUUAGUGAUGUACCAGUUACAGUUGCACCAGAUACAGUAAGAUUUUCAUGUUAUAGAAAGGAGGUAAAAUUAUUUGCAGAUAUGACUGCCUUGGAAAACUCGUGAAAUAAAUGGGAAAAAAUAGAAAUAUAGGUACCUUUCAGCUUACAUCCAUUUACUACACAUUUGUGUAGUAUGUGUUUGCAGUUGUGCCUGCUUUCUAUUCAUAUAUGUUUAUGCCAUUGUUCACAAUAGUAGGGCAUGAUGGCUGAUCACCAGUGAAUAGCAGAGGCAAGUUUCCUUCUAAUAUUUACUUUCGUUAGAAUGAACCACUAAUUUAAUUGCUGCAAGAUGACAAUACCUCUGCCAAACCAAGAUGAAGUUUGGCAGAGUGGCCAAUUAUGUAUAAAUACACAAAGACCAGUUUUGAUUAAUAACCUGUUAAAUAAUUUUAAAAGAUGACACUAUUCACAAAGACAUAAAUUACCAAGAAAUGUAUAGGGCCUCUAUAAAGAAAACUUAAAUGAAAGUAAUAAGAGAAUAAAGGGAAAAUAAAGACUAGAAUACAUGGAGAGAGACAUUCUGUUUUCUUGAAUGAGACAAAUUAUAAAUCAAAUUCUCCCCCAAAUUACACAUUUAACAAAAUUUAAAAUCAAAAUACCUAGAAGUAUUUUUUGUUUCUUGUUUAUGUGUUUGGUCUUUGGACUUGGUAUUCUGGAAGAGUAAAUAUGAGAAUUGGAAAUUUCAGGGAGAAACCUAAUGGGAGGGACUUACAAUGCUGAAUAUUACAGAGUAUAACAAAACUCUAGUACUGUAAUUAAAACUAAUUGGUGCAGAACUUCAGAAAGAACAGUGAAAAGAGCAGGAAGUCCAAGAUCACACUUUAGAUAUAAGAAGAAAUGCUGGAUUGAUUGUUCAGUAAGUGAUACUGAAAUAAUUGGUUAUCUAUUUGGGAGAGGCAGUACAGCAUACCAGUUAAGUGCAUAGGGGAAAGAAAAACUAAAUGCAUUUAAAGCCCAACUUGCUAGUACUCAUUAGCUAUGACCUUGGGCAAAUUAUGUAACCUCUCUGCCUCACUUCAUCUGUUCUCCCUACCUGUGACAUUAUUGCAAGGGUUAAGUAGGUUAGUAUUUGUGGAAGGCUUACUUUGAACAGGGCCUAUCAUAUAAAAUGUACCAACUACGGCCGGGCACCAUGGCUUACACUUGUAAUCUCAGCCCUUCGGGAGGCCAAGGAGGGCAGAUAACUUGAGGUCAGGAGUUCAAGACCAGCCUGGCCAACAUGGCAAAACCCCGUCUCUACUGAAAAUACAAAAUCAGCCAAGCAUGGUGGCCCGUGCCUGUAAUCCCUGCUACUCGGGAGGCUGAGGCAGAAAAAUUGCUUGAACCCGGGAGGUAGAGGUUGUAGUGAGCUGCGAUUGUGCCACCGCAUUCCAUUCUGGGCGAGAGAGUGAGACUCUGCCUAAAAAAAAGAAAGUACCAACUAUUUUAUUAUUUAUUACUUGAUUAUGUUAACUUAAAUAUUGAAGUGUCAGCUAUUAUUUAAGAAAAAACUAAGUCAAAUCUCUAUCUCACACCCAAUACACACCCAUAGUAAAUCCAGGUAGAUUAAAGAUUUAAAUUUUUUUAAAAACUUGUAAAAUACUAGAGGAAAAUGUAAGUUAAUUAAAAAAAUAAUAAUCUUGGAUUGGAAUAGACCUGCUAAGCAUGAUCAUCAAAGCCAGAAAACAAAGUUUGAUUGAUUUGUCUCUACAUAACAACAACUAGGAAAGUACAUUUACAAUGCAUAUUCCAGGAAGGUUUCAUAUGCUUAGCUUUUAAGAAUUUUUUUUUUUAAAUACCCAACAUAACAUGCUGUUAGCAUCCACACAGAUCCCUGUUCCCAGGGUGGUGUACCUAUUUUGCCAGUGCUUCAGAUUUUGGGUACUAAUGACUUAUCUUCACCCUUUUCCAGAGGAUUGUCCUGGGCUGAUGAGAGUCACUUUACCUGAAGAUACCUGGGAAGUUUUGUCUCCUCUGAGGCUGGCCCAUGGCCAGUGACUGAUGCAGGACAUUACAGCCCGGCCCAUUGGCCUCGGUGGUACAAUUUAUGCUCUUGAGCACCCCAUGGGAUUACGCUGUGUGUGGAUUUCUCCUGAAACCACAUAUUUGCCUCUUCUGCCCUGUUCUGUUUCCUCAUUCCCUUAUAGAGAACUCUCAGUAAGUCACUUGCACAAGAAUCCUAAUUUGAAAUGCUGCUUCCGGGAGACCUGACUUAGAAAACUGGACAAAUAAAGUUGAUUUUUUUAAAUGUCCAGUAACAUGAAGAUGCUGAACUUUCCGAGUCAUUUAGGGGAAAAUCACCACAAAUAUAUCUGGCUGAUCAGGUUGAAAGUUAAAAGAAAAAAAGAUUAUAUUAUAAAGUGGAUAUUUUCAAGAUGAUGUGGAGGGAGAUACAAUUUGAUGCAAGUCAUACUUUUUAUGUCAAUUUGUUCUUCAGAAAUAACUGGUUAAUUAUAAAGGGUGGAUGGAUAAGGAUAUUCACUGCAACAAUGUCUUAAAUGUGAAAAUGGAAACAACCUAAAUACCCAAUAAUAACAGGAUUAAAUAAUUCAUUGUACAUUAAAACAAAAGAAUACUGUCUAUAAAGAUGUCUAGAAUAAGUUGUUCAGUUGAAGAAGUUGUAAAGCUAAAUACACAAUACCCAUAAUGUGCACAGAAAUAAUCAGAAUGUCAUGAAACCA